AUGGGCCCUCCUGAGGAAAACUCUCUAAAUGCUGCUACGCCGGAAUUCCCAGACUCUACGCCACCCGCUCAUGAGGCCGUGGCAGCUGAUUCGCAGGAGUUGGCACAGCAUCGGUGCUCGCAAGAGAAAGCGACCUUAAAGAACUCCCCUGGGGACGACGCCGCAGACUUUUCUUCAGAGAUGAUUCCGGAAUCAGCGGACCAGGAUUCAUCAGGGAUUGCCCCUUGCAAUGCUAGAACCGGCAAAGUCAAACAUCAGACCCCAGAAGAUGACGGACUGCCCGAUUUCAACACUUUCCUGAAAUGCGUAAUUAAAGUUGGGAGUACUCCUUCGCCUUUUCUCCGCGAGAAUGCCACUCCUCUUAUCCGUCUGCUUGCCAGUCCGGGCAUAGGGUGGACAGCUGCAGAAUUCAAAAAGCAAGGAACAGGACUAGCCGCAAUGAUGGAGAUGCCCCGUUGCCAGAUCAUUACUCAUGAACCAGUCAUGGUUGUGCAAGACACCCUAGAGUCCAUGGGUGGUUCAAUCAAAAACUAUAACAAGAUGCUGGCGGAGAAAAUAAAGGAAGUCAAUUGUCCUAACUUUACCCACUUUUUCUUCACCCUCAAGAAAGAUUCGGAAGAGAAAUUGGGGAAGUUCGGCGCAUAUUUCGAGAAAAAUUGCAUUCCAUGCACUCUUCCUUCCGGUCAAAAGGUCCGAGUCCUCGGUCAUUGGUCCUCAAAAAUUAAUCAUUCUUGUGUCCCGAAUGCCCAACAAACGCUUAUUGAGGCGAACACCGAAGGGGUAAAAUCGACGUUUUUGAAUAUACGUGCAUGCAGAGAAAUAAGCCGGGGUGAGGAAAUUACUGUGGCAUACGACGAGAUCCAUUUGGACACCACUGAAAGAAAGCAACACAUGAAAGAGCAUUUCGGGUUUGAAUGUGCUUGCGAAUACUGCGAGUCUCAAGACCGAGAACUUGACGCAGACUUUCUCCUUGUGAAUGAACUGGCUCCUGUCGUGUUUUCCCCGACUGUAGCUAAGGCCCAGCCAGCAAGAGCACUCAGAGCUGCGUCUCAGCUUCUGCAGAAGCUCUCUGGCCACAAGUUGUUUGAUCGACGGUAUUGUGAGGUCUUGGCACAUUGCGCAAGAAUAUGUGCGUAUCAUUCAGAUGCAGGGCGCGCUGCAAUGUUCUUGAAUGCAGCGCGCACGGGUUUCUAUAUGAUCCAAGGAUGUGACGGGCCAGAUCUGUGGAAAUUGGCGCAAGUUGAGGCAAACGUGGCAGAAUUUGCGGACAGCAGUGAUUCAAAAAGGGGUUUAUCAACAAAGGAUGAAGCAGAGAAGCUCAUCAUUACACUGAACAUGGACGGUAAUAAGAUUGCAUUCAUGUUGGGAGCUGGCGAUGACGAAUACCUUCGGCUGUGCGAUAUCGAGAGACCAAAGAAGAACGCUAAAGAUCCAGAGUCGCCGGGGCUAUUAAAACAAAAAAAGAACACAAAGAAGGCAAACGAAACGGACGGCUUUCAAGAGCUUUUACAGGCCCUAGCUGUGGAGAAGAAAGAACACGAUGAAACUCGGCUUCAUCAGGACAAUGGGAAGGGGAAAGGCAAAGGCAAUGGCAGAGGGAAGAAGGGCAGAAGAUCCCAGGGAGGCAAAAGGUGA
Molecule: messenger RNA, 1635 nt
Organism: Coccidioides posadasii C735 delta SOWgp
Lineage: Eukaryota; Fungi; Ascomycota; Eurotiomycetes; Onygenales; Onygenaceae
Molecular function (GO): protein binding
Source: RefSeq, a predicted model, not a curated record